AACCCUGUUCAUCUUCAUAACCACGAAAACACUCGAAAUAGUUUAAACCGUUUAAACGCACGUGGACCAAGUAAAUAAUAUUAUUAUCAGAAAAAUAUAUCGUCCCUUUUCCCUUAUAACGAAAUAUUGUUAAUAAUUAACAAAUAUGGGUGAACCGAAAGUCGACGAAGCAUCAAAAAAGAACAAAAGGAGACAUGAAUCCGAAAGUCAAAUGGAGGUUGACACCGUAAACGGAGUUGAAGGAAAAGUAAAGAGAAAAUCUGCUGCAAAAAAAUCGAGAAACGUUGAAGGAGAUGAAUUCCGGAAGGUUCCAGUGCCAGCUCACAGAUAUUCGCCGCUGAAACAAGAAUGGAUUAAGAUUUUCACACCGCUUGUCGAACACUUACAACUUCAGGUACGUUUUAAUUUGAAAAGUCGAAAUGUAGAACUCAGAACAUCGUCAGAGACACCGGACAUUUCAAAUCUGCAAAAAGGCGCCGAUUUCGUGAAAGCCUUCAUUUCCGGCUUCGCGGUUGAAGAUGCACUUGCACUCCUACGUCUCGACGAUCUUUUCGUCGAGAGUUUUGAAAUUCAGGAUGUGAAACCGCUGAAGGGUGAUCAUUUAUCGAGAGCAAUUGGUAGAUUAGCUGGUAAAGGUGGAAGGACAAAAUACACAAUUGAAAAUGUCACGAAAACAAGAAUUGUUCUGGCAGACUCGAAAGUUCAUAUUCUCGGUUCAUAUCAAAAUAUUCAAUUGGCGAGGCGAGCAAUUUGUAAUUUAAUUCUAGGCAGUCCGCCAUCGAAAGUUUACGGUCAAUUGAGAAAUGUCGCUAGCAGAGUGGCUGAAAGGUUCUAAUAUUUAAGAGGUAUUUAAAAAUUAUCAUAGAAAUAAGAAUGUUAAUAGUUUUCUAGGUUUAAAUUGAUAAUUAGGAAUUUUUCUUUUCUAAAUAUUUCAACUAAAAAUUAUUAAACUCUAAAAUUUAUUCUGUACAAUGUUUACAAUUCUAUAAAAGAAUUUGAUACUUGUA
Molecule: messenger RNA, 1007 nt
Organism: Leptopilina heterotoma
Lineage: Eukaryota; Metazoa; Arthropoda; Insecta; Hymenoptera; Figitidae
Product: RNA-binding protein pno1
Exons: 3
Coding region: 146-835 (229 amino acids)
Cellular component (GO): nucleolus
Molecular function (GO): RNA binding
Source: RefSeq, a predicted model, not a curated record